Molecule: messenger RNA, 1707 nt
Organism: Pecten maximus
Lineage: Eukaryota; Metazoa; Mollusca; Bivalvia; Pectinida; Pectinidae
Product: sodium- and chloride-dependent GABA transporter 2-like
Exons: 12
Coding region: 62-1135 (357 amino acids)
Biological process (GO): sodium ion transmembrane transport
Cellular component (GO): membrane
Source: RefSeq, a predicted model, not a curated record
AACAGGUAUUGGCAUUUCCAUUGGUCUGUUGAAUUUAUGUUACGUCAGCUAUGUAUCUACAAUGCGCUACUGGUUACUGGAGUAUUUGAGGCAGUCAUUCACUACUGAGCUACCAUGGACCUCUUGUGGGAACACAUGGAAUACUAAUUCAUGUAUAGUUUCGCACAAACUCUUGUCAUCGAGUACUAAUGGCAGUCAAUGGAAUUCCAUAGGAAAUUUUUCCAAUUAUACAGACAACGCAGAUGUUUCAGCAGAGGAAGAAUUUUGGCAAAACAAUAUCCUAUCAAUGACAGAUGGAAUUGGUGAAGUAGGUUAUCUCCGAUGGCGUCUUGUGAUAUGGGGAAUUGUCCUCAAAAUUAUUGUAAUCAUUUGCCUUUUGAAGAGCGUGAAGACGCUAGGAAAGGUGAUGCUUUUCUCCACAUUCCUGCCACCACUUAUUGGAUUAGCGAUGCUUAUACAAUCGUUUACUCAGACUGGUGCCAAAGAUGGCUUAUUAUUCCUCAUUACACCAGAUUUCAACAAAUUAUCUGACUCUAAGGUAUGGAUGGAAGCAACGUUCAUGGCCUUUUAUAGUCUCGGCCCAGGCUGGGGCGGUGUAAUGAUGAUGGGUAGUCACAUGAAAUUCCACACGAACUGUCUAAGAAAUGUUCUACUAGCCAUUUUCGGGGAUGUUUUUGUAUCGAUAUUCAGCAGCGUUGUCCUCUUCUCUGUCAUUGGGGUGAUGGCAAGCGAAAUUGGUGUCCCGGUGGAGGACGUCAUUCAAUCUGGUAUGUCUGUAGGCCUUGUAGGCUACAGUCGGGCAUUGGCCUACCUACCUGCUUCGUAUAUUUGGGCUGUGAUAUUCUUCUUUGCUGUCAUUACCGUAGGACUUGACGCACAGGUAGUUUGUACAGAGACGGUGGUGUCAUUCCUGGAAGGAUUCGGUGUUAGAUUAGGUCGACAUAGACACCUACUCCUUGUACUUCUGAUCAGUAUUUUCACGCUUCUUCUCAACCUCCCCUUCUGCACACAGUCGGGUCCGUACAUGUUCCAGCUUGUUGACUGGUAUCUUCCUACUUGGUCGGUGGUAGUGAUAGCCUUAUUAGAGGUUAUUGCCAUCAUGUGGUUUUAUGAUACUGGCGAAUGGUUCAACUGAAACGUUUGUUCACAAAAGUGGAGGUGAUCGUGUUGACUAUGGUCUUAAAGAUAUGAUCGGUCGAAAAAUGCCACAUAUGAUACGACUAGCAGCGGCUUAUAUAUCCCCUGCCUUAUUACUGCUUUUACUCCUGAUUAGCUUUGUCAAGUACCGACCACCGAAGUACGGCUCAUAUGAAUACCCGGAGUACACACGUGUGAUUGGCUGGGUGAUCUCGUGUUCUGUUGUCAUCCCCAUACCCCUUCACACAGGCUGGCAACUUUCCAAGUUGAAAGGAACUCUAAAGCAGAGAUGGACAGCUCUGACGCAACCUAGUGACGAAUGGGGCCCCAGUAGCAGUGCUCAUCGCCUAGAGUACCUGGAGCGGUCACAGGUCGAGCGAUCAUGGACAGAUAUCGCCUACUACAAUUUGAUUGGCAGAGAGAGAUACUCUCCUAAUAGAAAAAGUGAAACUCUAGCAUUAUUUUGAGUUAUUUUUCAAGAAUGUCUGCGAUAUAUCCAUCUUAUAAAGUUUCAUAUAUUUAGCGACUGUGUAUUUAAUUGACUAAUGUAUAAUUCGAUUUAAUAUUUCC